Molecule: messenger RNA, 514 nt
Organism: Aspergillus ibericus CBS 121593
Lineage: Eukaryota; Fungi; Ascomycota; Eurotiomycetes; Eurotiales; Aspergillaceae
Product: Tim10/DDP family zinc finger protein
Exons: 2
Coding region: 127-396 (89 amino acids)
Source: RefSeq, a predicted model, not a curated record
GCCUCUUCUGUCAAUAUAAAUCUUGAGCCGAGCAUACUCAGACACGUGGCUUUUGAACAACCAUUCUUGAACACUGUUCACACAUAUUUUCCCUCUCUAUUCCACUCUUUUACUCCCGACUGCACAAUGGACGCCCAAACCCAGGUUGAUGUUAGCAAGCUCAAUGAGGCCGACAAGAAGGAGCUGAGCCAGAUCCUUGCGAACGAGACGCAAAAGGCUACCAUUCAACAGACUGUCCAUUCGCUUUCCGAUGUCUGCUGGAAGAAGUGCAUCACCGGAAAGAUUACAUCGGGUCGCCUGGAUCAAGCGGAGGAGACAUGCGCGCAAAAUUGUGUGGAACGGUGGAUGGAUUCGAACCUUGCAGUCCUGAAGCACCUCGAAGCCCUUCGUGGAUAGGUGCAUUUUCCAUGAACAAUGGCGGGCUCAUUCAUAGAGCACUCGCCUACCCUCUGCCAGCAUGUAAACGGAUGUAUUAUGUAUAAGGUCGAUAGAAAAAGACAUGUUAUUCCAACGC